AUGACGCGGAAGCCUACCCGCGACAAUGAUCCAUACGAAUACAUGGCUGGAUUUGGGAACCGCUUUCAGUCAGAAGUCAUCCCAGGGACCUUGCCAGCCGGCCAAAACAACCCACAAGAGCCGCGGUUUGGUCUGUACACUGAAGGCCUCACGUACUCGGCCUUCACAGCACCCAGAAAUGCCAACUUUAGCACUUAUAUGUACCGGGUGAGACCGGCAGCUGCACACAAUGGCUACAGGAACGACUGCGAGCACAAAUCAGAUAUCGAAAACUGCUUCCUCACACUUAAUCCCAAAGUGACAACGUUUGCUGGUCAAGCUGAAUGGGCACCGUUCCAUCUGCCCAAAGAAGAUGAGAGACUUGACUUUGUAGAUGGCUUGCACACUCUGGGAGGAAGUGGAGACCCAAAUCUGCGAGAAGGCAUUGCACUCUAUGUCUUCAUGAUCAACGCAGACAUGGACCACCGAGCAUACUGUAAUGCGGACGGCGACUUUCUGAUCGUGGCUCAGCUGGGAAUUCUCGACUUACAGACCGAGAUGGGGAUGCUGUUCCUGCAACCCGGCGAAGUCUGUGUCAUACCCCGCGGAGUACGCUUCACUAUCCGCUUGGGCCCCGAGCAUAAUGUUGCCCGCGGGUACAUCGUCGAGAUAUGGGGUUCUCGUUGGGAGUUACCUGAUUUAGGACCCUUAGGUGGUCAUGGAUUAGCGAACCCACGAGACUUUCUUCAUCCCGUGGCCCAUAUUGACGAGAACCUCCACGAGGACUGGGAAAUCGUCAACAAGGCAAAUGGUCAAUAUAGCGUCAUAGAGCAGGGUCACAGCCCAUUCGAUUUAGUGGCAUGGCAUGGGAAUGUCAUACCCUACAAGUACGACCUGACCAAAUUCGCCUCUCAAAAUGCAACAUCCAUCGACCACACGGACCCGUCUGUGAAUUGCGUAUUGACUGCCCCGUCUAAAGACCCAGUAACGCCAUUAGCCGACUUUCUAUGGUUUGGACCACGAUGGGAUGUGGCGUCCAACACGUUCCGUCCUCCGUAUUUUCACCGCAACUCGGCUACCGAGUUUCUUGCGUGUCUGUAUGGAAGCGGACUCGGACGUUCUGAAGAAUUCCUGCCCGGAGGAGGUAGUAUCGAGGUCAGCCAUACGCCACACGGCAACUUCAGCGAUGACUAUGUGCAUGAAAUGCGCAACCAGGUGAACGAUCCUCGGAGGAUCUUAGAGAAUCAAAUGACCAUUAUGGUCGAAAGUAGCCGGUCGUUUCUGUUCACCGAAUAUGCACGGACUGGUUGUGGGACAUUCAAAGCUCAAGGUCCAGAUCCCAAAGUGUGGGAUGCUUUACCUGACAAAUUCUCCGCAUACCCAAACAUCAAGGAGAUUCUCAGUCAAGUCAAGGCUGAUAAAGAAGCAUUGAAGAAGCAGCUGGAAGCGUACUAUGAUGAUAAAACUCUGGCGGAAAUGGCUCGAGGACAACGAGAAAGCUUAGUUAGGUAA
This is a messenger RNA of Aspergillus niger, 1491 nucleotides long. RefSeq lists its product as uncharacterized. Gene Ontology annotation, cellular component: cytoplasm. Gene Ontology annotation, molecular function: homogentisate 1,2-dioxygenase activity. Gene Ontology annotation, biological process: L-phenylalanine catabolic process. The transcript has 5 exons. The record is from RefSeq and is a predicted model, not a curated record. Bases 1 to 1491 code for a protein of 496 amino acids. NCBI's taxonomy places the organism in Eukaryota, Fungi, Ascomycota, Eurotiomycetes, Eurotiales, Aspergillaceae.